AUGCUGCAGCUCCCCGUCGAGCUCAAGCUCGUGAUCCUCCGACAGUUGCCAAGCGAGGAUUUGUUCACCCUCCUCUCCGUCAGCAAGCAGUUCAAGGCGCUCGUCCAUCCUGUGUUCUACGAACGCCUGGCGUUCACCAAAGCGGGGUUCGCUUUCGCCCAUGCCCCCAACCCGUAUCCUUUUCUGUCCAUCCCUAAUCUCAAAGGCCAGCUCUCCGUGUCUGACGAAGAACGCGAAGCCAUCAUGAAAGGAAUCCGCCAAAUCACGGUUGCCCCUCACGACCACGCAGGGUGCACGGGCUGGCAGACCAUCCAAACCUCACACUUGCCUGCCAGAGCUGAAGUGCUCAAAAUCGAGCUCGCAUAUCCAUACCGUGAUGGCAUGGCUUGCUGCCAUAAACCUGACAUCUGCGGGGUCUGCCCCGAGUAUGAUGACGACGACGAGGAUCACAUCCACCCUCAUCUCCUUUGCGGGUUCAUCGCUGCCCUCGCUAACGUCCGCGCCAAAAAGAUCGUCAUCAAGAACUACCCAGUCCUUCUAAACGGUGCAAGUCGCCUCGUCUCCCUACCGAAGCUGGCCGAAGACGCGUCGGAAAUGGUCAUUGUGCUCAAGCCACACACCUUGGAGGACACAAGCUACCGCGAGGGUCCUUACUUCGCCGACCUUUGUCCGGACGGCGACAAGUAUCUCGGCGCGAGCGCACUCAUGAACAUGAUCCCGGCAGGGGUAAAGCACCUGACCAUUGUGUUUUACACCCCAUACUCAAGUGCGGAGUGGGCCCCGUACUGCAAGCACUACGAGUAUGACUGGUAUCAGGAUGGCUGCGUGACGCCGUGUCCCUGUGGUGGUGGUUGCCAUGGCGGUGGCAUGUCGUUCGGGGACGACAUGUUGCAGCAAUCAUGCUGGCAGUCUGCGUUCUGGAUCGACCUCGCAAGUGGGAUGGCCGCCUCGAAGGCACACAUCACCAUCGUGAACUACUCGGCCAUCAUCCCUGACGGACUGGAUCGCUACGAAGCUCUUAGAGCGCUCGACAAAGGCAAGCGGAGCACGGUGCGCAAAACGAUCCUGCGUCAGCUGCGCAAAGCGCAUGCCUCGCAAGAGGAAUACGAAGCGCGUGCUGCCGAUAUCGCCUUUGUUUCGAUGGAGAGCUGGAUCCGUUCUGGCGCAUGGGAGGAUGUUUUCGGACGCAAGGAGAUCAACCGCUGGCUCGCGCGUAUCGAGAAGCUCACAUCCAAGGCGAAGAGUUCUCCAGCGACGAUGAGCGCUGUGCCCACAACCGUUCCUACUGUCAAACCCACAGGCACCGCGACUGCGUCUUUGUCUGCUGCUCCUGCGGACGACUAA
This is a messenger RNA of Trichosporon asahii var. asahii CBS 2479, 1344 nucleotides long. RefSeq lists its product as uncharacterized. The record is from RefSeq and is a predicted model, not a curated record. Gene Ontology annotation, molecular function: protein binding. NCBI's taxonomy places the organism in Eukaryota, Fungi, Basidiomycota, Tremellomycetes, Trichosporonales, Trichosporonaceae. The transcript has a single exon. The coding region runs from base 1 to 1344 and encodes 447 amino acids.